AUCAAGCAAGUCUUUUAUUUUUAUUUUUAAAGGGAAGCUUUUUAUUAAGGUAAGUGACUAUAAUUUGGGGUAGACUUUUCUAAUAUUUUCUGUAGAUUUUACUGUUAAAUAUGAUGAAUAAUGUUAAUAUAUCACAUUUCUCCUGUCAUUGAAUAAGUGGGAUAUUUCAUGUUAUUAGUAUUGUAGCAAAAAGGUAGAAUUUUUAUAUUAGAAAUAUUAUAUACAAAUACAUUUGAAACCACCAAUUUCUGUAUGAUUAGUCUAUAUUGGUCCAUAGAAUUCUUCCAUUCUGAUGUAUUAGAUCACUUAGAAUGAUAUAAUAAAAUAUAGUCACUUUAAAUGUAAUUAUAUCACAAAAAAUAACCUCUGCUAAAUACAGCAACCCAAUUAUUUCUAAAGAAAAAAUAAUAAAUCGAAGCUUAAAUUAAAAAAAAAUGGUAAUAGCUGAUCAAUAUAUAUCUUUUUCUUAACUUAAUUUUAAAAACACGAAAAGAUUCAAGUAUGAUAUAUAUUUGAAAGCAUUAUGUGAUCAUCCUAUGGGUUUUUUAGAACUGAAUGUACUAUGUCAAAUUCACUUAUAUUACGGAGCAGAAUAUAAAUAGACAGGGAAUGCAGUUGAGGAUUUGGCUUUUUCCGAUUCCCACAGUAGGGUUUCUUGAAUAAUCAGAUUUUUAGGAUACUCAUGCUAUCUACACAUAUUUCAUCAUGGAUUUAUCUUAUUGAGGCAAAGAAGCAAUGUCUGUAAGACCUUUACUGCCGUAGACUUUUUGGACUGCAAGUUGGAAGUGACCAUCUGUUUGUUGCAUACAGAACAAUAUUGCUAAAUAUUAGAUAAUACAAUUAUGUAAACCUAAAAUAUAAUUUUAUAGACAUCUAUGCAAACAUAAUUAAAACAUAAAAUAAAAUAAAAAAUAUACAUUUAAAGUUUGUAAUGACCAGGAAGGUUAUCCAUUAGUCAGGAUCCUCUGAUUCUGAUGUAUGUGAUGUGAACGCAUACUAUGAAGCCCGGCUUAGCAGUUGUGGGGGUGAGCUGUACAAAACAUUGUCUUGAGUUCUCAUCCACACAUGGAUGUAGUUUCAUCUUGGGCUCUUAUUGAGUGCUGGAGUGGGAAGGUAUGGAAUGGCAUGCAAAUGCCAUAAACACUGGUUGGAUACAUAGUCAGAUGGACCAAAAAGGCUCAGAGGAAGGGAAUGUUGGAGAGGGGAGGUGGGUAAUGGUAUGCAAGCACCCAACCUGCAAAUGCCAUGUGCACCAUUUAGAUACAUAGUUGGAUUGACCAAAAGGUAACACUAAGACACUACAAAUGUUGUGAAUUACAUCUCCCAUAAUGCUCUUGCAGCUAUAAUUCUGGUAAAGCAUCAGGGGAGAUGUAGUCCAAAAUAUCUGGAGUGCUGAAAGUUGCCUAUCCCCGCAAUUGUCUGACUCUCAUGGUAGCUGUUCAAUCAAAGCUUGAAUGAAUGUUCCUACUCAAAGUUAGUGUUAUCAAAAUAAUUAGUAAUUUGCCAAUACAUAUAUAUGUUUUAAAAUACCCAAACAAUUUAAGGGAAAACUCUAGAGCCCAGGGGUUAGGCAGAAACUAAGUGCCAUAAAGAUACUUGGCCAACCUUGGCCAAAUCCACCAUACCUAAACUAAGAAAGAAGGACGGACCAAACCCUAUCUAGGGCCUUGUGGAAUCUUAAUUCUUCUGUGUACAUAGAUGGAUUUUGAAGCAUAACAUAUGUCUCCAUUAAUGUCAGAGUGUGUCUUAAGCAAAUGUGUGCAGGGACGCAAUGACAGACAACUUGCUUAUAUCAUACAUAUAAAAAAUAUGCAAAAAACAUUGGUUGUUGUGGGUCUAAAUGUAUGAUUUCAAGGCCAUAAAACAUUGUUUCACAUUAAUUUACUCAUAGAGGGACACGUGCCCUGUGUAAAUUACAGCGUUACUACUGUGCAUGUGGAUUCUUUUUGUAUGAAAACAUCCAUUUCCUCUGUGUCAUCACUUGCAGACAUGGCAUGCAUUAAAUGUUGAAUGAGUUAAGAGUUUAACUACUUCCAUCAACUAAAAGUAACAGCCUACUUCCCACUCAUCCCGUAUGCCAUUAUGUAUGCAGAUAUAUCAUCUGGGAGGGUUUAUUAAUCAAUAAAAAUACACAGACUCCUUUAAUUGAGCUUUAACUGAAAGGGGCUGCUCACCUUAGUUAUUGACCAGUCUAUAAAAAUAUUUCCUUGGAUAAGAUAAUGAAGCUAAUCAGGAGGGCUCCUAAAUUAUUAUAUGAUAAUAUUUGUGUUUUUGUUCAUCUAUAUAUUGUUAUACCUACGUAAGUAAUUAUAAUUAAGAUGUAAUUAAAUACUUUUGUUUCAUUUAAAAGGCAAUCAAAACCCACGUACCAGAAAAAGUAGGUGAAUAAAACUAUGAUCUAUGUGAACUCCACAGUGCUUAUCAUCACCAGAGAAACGCUUCAUGAUAUUUCUUUGACUAUGUUUAAUAUUUCCAAUGACCUGACCCCUACAGCUUCAUGCUGGAAUACUACGCAUUCCGCCUACGAAUUUGACUUACUUCCUGUACUCUACUCCAUCAUUUUUAUUCUUGGAUUUAUUGGAAACAUCUUGGUAAUAACGGUACUAUGUCUUCAAGGGGAUGUCAAAACUGUAGCUAGCAUCUACAUUCUGAACCUGGCCGUGGCGGACACAUUAUUUUUGACAUCUUUGCCUUUUUGGGCCACGUACUACUCAUUUCGCUUGAAUUGGAUGUUUGGAAAGGCAAUGUGCAAAAUUUCCAGCUCUCUUGUGUCUCUUAAUUUAUUUGCAAGCAUAUUCUUCAUUAGCUGCAUGAGUGUGGACAGAUACUUGGCAAUAGUAUACCCACUUCGUUCACAAAGGAGAACAUUGACUCAAGCAUCUCUUGUGGUAUUUGCUGUUUGGAGCCUAUCGAUAAUAUUCUCCCUGCCCACUUUUUAUUUCCGUAAUAUAUACUAUAUCGAGAGCCUGGGAGUACAUGCAUGUGUAAUGGAUUUUCCCAAAGAAACAUAUGCAACAUGGUGUGUGGCCCUCUCUUUAGUCAAAAUCUGUUUUGGCUUCUUUCUUCCCCUAACCACUAUUGGUACAUGCUAUAUGAUGAUUGCUUUACACCUAAAGAAAUCAAAGGGCCCUAUAAUCAAUAAACAAAACAGAGACAGGGUCUUGAAAAUUGUGAGUGCAAUCGUUAUGACAUUUUUAAUCUGUUGGCUGCCCUUUCAUCUAUUGACUUUUUUGGAUGCCUUACUGCGAAUGGGAAUCAUUAAGGACUGCAGAAUAGAAAAAUCAGUGGAGGCGGCAAUACCAAUCUCUGUAUGCUUAGGUUUUUCGAAUAGUUGCAUUAAUCCGCUUCUGUACUGCUUUGUUGGAAACCAGUUCAGAGAGAAUUUCAGAAACGUAUUUGAUUUUAGACUUUCACAGAGAUUGAAAAAUCAGCACAGCACAUCAAGAAAAGGAAGUGAUCCGAAAGUACAAGAACUAAGUCACUUGAAAAAAGAUACAAUGGUAUGAAAGCCAUUCUGUUACUUGGCUCUAUCUUGUCUAAUCAGGGAGUUUGUAAUUUGCAGUUCUUCUUGAGCCACUGAACUGCAUAUGCAACUAUAUUAGUGGCUGGUUUUGGAUAAUAAUGUGGCUUGAUGUUAUCAGCCAUUGGAUAUUAUCAUGCUCAGACUAGUCCGGAGGUAGUCAACCUUCGGCAUUGCAGAUUUUGUGGACUGCAUCUCUUGUAUUGCCCUUACAGCUAUAAUGCUGGUAAAGCAUCAGGGGAGAUUUAGUCAACAAAAUCUGGAGUACCGAAGGUUGCUUCCCCUGAACUAAUCUGUUUGACUCUUGGUAGAUGUUCAACCAAAGCUUGAAUAAAUGUCUUUACUCAAAAUUUAUUGAAUUUAAUAAUUUGUAAUUUGCUAAACCUUAUAUGUAUUAAAAAACUCAAGCUAUUUAAAGAAAAACUCUAAGCACCUAAUUCACUACAGCCCACUGUAGUGCUUAUGGUGCCAGGAGCCACAUCUCAAAGUAAGUCUCCAAACCAUUUAGGAAUGGUCCAAUAACUUAACCAAGUCCUGCUUGUCUUCCUCAGCCACCUUCCUUCUGUCAGGAGCUCCUGCAAGGAGCUUCCAGUUAUCUCCACUGUGCUACGCCCGGACAUGCGGGGCCAUGAUCAUUAGCUAAGAAUAUCAGCU
Pelobates cultripes (western spadefoot toad) is the source of this 4174-nucleotide messenger RNA. The record is from the annotation of a GenBank genome assembly. NCBI's taxonomy places the organism in Eukaryota, Metazoa, Chordata, Amphibia, Anura, Pelobatidae.